Messenger RNA from Panicum virgatum (switchgrass), 1115 nucleotides. Its product is annotated as acidic endochitinase Pun g 14, amyloplastic-like. NCBI's taxonomy places the organism in Eukaryota, Viridiplantae, Streptophyta, Magnoliopsida, Poales, Poaceae. The record is from RefSeq and is a predicted model, not a curated record. The transcript has a single exon. Gene Ontology annotation, biological process: carbohydrate metabolic process. Gene Ontology annotation, molecular function: chitinase activity. Gene Ontology annotation, cellular component: extracellular region. Bases 84 to 977 code for a protein of 297 amino acids.
CCACUAUGCUUCACAAGCCAAAGCACGUACUACUGCUACACGUAGCUAGGAGUCCUCUAUCUUAACCAGCAGCUGAGCAGAUCAUGGCGACCAAUCUCAAGUGGCCCUCUGUUCUGGCCCUCCUCCUCGUCGCCGGCAUGGUUGGCAUCGCCAGUGCCGGCAACAUCGCCGUGUACUGGGGCCAGAACGUCAACGAGGGCACCCUGGCCGACGCCUGCAGCUCCGGCAGCUACGCCUACGUCAUCAUCUCGUUCCUGAGCACCUUCGGCAGCGGACAGGCCCCGGUCCUCAACCUCGCCGGGCACUGUAACCCCGGCGAGUGCGCCGGCCUCGCCUCCGACAUCCAGUCGUGCAAGUCGCAGGGCGUCAGGGUGCUCCUCUCCCUCGGCGGCGCCGGCGGCAACUACGGCCUCUCCUCCACCGACGACGCCAACAGCGUGGCCGACUACCUGUGGGACAACUUCCUGGGCGGCACGGGCUCGACGUCCCGGCCGCUGGGCGCCGUCGCGCUGGACGGCAUCGACCUCGACAUCGAGAACGGCAACCCGGCGCAUUACGAUGAGCUGGCGAGCGCGCUCAAGGCCAAGGACGGCGGCGUGCUGCUGACGGCGGCGCCGCAGUGCCCCUACCCGGACGCGUCGCUGGGGCCGGCGCUGCAGACGGGGCUGUUUGACGCGGUGUGGGUGCAGUUCUACAACAACCCCGGGUGCGCGUACGCCGGCGGGGACGACGCCAACCUGGUGGCCGCGUGGCGCACGUGGACCGGCGGCGUCAGGGCCGGGAGCUUCUACCUCGGCCUGCCGGCCUCCGAAGAGGCCGCCGGCAGCGGGUACAUCCCGCCCGGCGACCUGACGGGGACGGUGCUCCCCGCCGUCCAGGGCGUCGGCGGCGGCUACGGCGGGAUCAUGCUGUGGAGCCGCUACUACGACGUGCUGAAAAACCCAAACUACAGCGACCAGGUCAAGGGCAGCGUCUGAGCUGACUGAGCAUGCAUACGAACAAGCUUCCACACCGAGAGCUACUGCCUACUGCGAACGAACGUGCACUUAUGUAUACUCGUAUAGUUUGCUUAAUUUUAAUUUUAUACCGGAUUAAUAAAAGUUGAUUGGCAAAUA